GUGGAUUUACUGACUGGAGAUCAGUAAAACAUUUAUUUCUGCGGGAGGAGGAUCACACACACACACACACACACACACUUCAUCCACCCAGUGAGGCUGACGGACGCUCGGUUGAAGCUCUGAACAAAGAUGAACCUGGCUCUGAUCCAUGACAGACUGCACAUUAAGUCGUUCUGGGAGAAAAGGAUUAACAAUCAAUGUCAGCAUGCUGAGAGCGAGGAGCAGAGGGUGAACAAGAGCGCACUCAACAAGCUGAGGGAGGAGUGGCUGGUCCGUCUGGAGAACCGAACCAAACACCUGAAGAGCCUCAACGACAACUACGUCAGGAAGGUCAAGAUGGAGAAGUCAGCUGACCAGACAUGAGCUCAAACAAACAGGGAUGAAGACACGCUGUGCCAUCCUAAUGUUAAAUGCAAUAAAGUGACUUUUUGAACACA
This is a messenger RNA of Siniperca chuatsi (mandarin fish), 437 nucleotides long. RefSeq names its product protein FAM240B. NCBI's taxonomy places the organism in Eukaryota, Metazoa, Chordata, Actinopteri, Centrarchiformes, Sinipercidae. Bases 130 to 363 code for a protein of 77 amino acids. The record is from RefSeq and is a predicted model, not a curated record. The transcript is spliced from 3 exons.